CAAAUUUGAACGGCCGCAGGAGGCCGACUCUGACACUGGAGGCUGAGGGGGUAGAGGAGAGGAGUUUGGGAGAGUCCUCCCCGCCCCGGCCUUCUGGUUUUCUCCAAGUGACACACCGAACCGAAACUCACUUUUCUUUUUCUGAAUUUGAACCACCGUUUCCGUCGUCUCGCAACCGACAGGAGAAGCCCGGGGCGAUGGACCCGUUUACGGAGAAACUGCUGGAACGAACCCGUGCCAGGCGAGAGAACCUCCAGAGAAAGAUGGCCGAAAGGCCCACGGCAGCCGCAAGGUCCAUGACUCAUGCUAAGAGAGCCAGAGAGCCACUUUCGGAAGCAAGUAACCAACAACCCCUACCUGGUAGUGAAGAGAAAUCUUGUACAAAACCAUCACCAUCAAAGAAACGCUGUUCUGACACCACCGAAGUAGUAGAAGUUUCUAACUUGGAAAAUGAAAAACCAGUUGAGUCCGCUUCUGCAAAACCCUGUCCUCCAAGUCCUCCAGCUCCCCAGGCGCAGCCUCAAGCACCUGCUCCUGUCAGUGCUUCGGAGGCGACCCCAGCCCCGGUGCCCAGAGUGAGGAGGGGGCUCAACUCGAGAUUGGAAUCAACUGCAGGGUCCUCAGUGAAAACACGAAUGCAAAAGCUGGCAGAGCAGCGGCGCCAUUGGGAUAAUAAUGAUCUGACAGAUGAUAUCCCUGAGAGCUCAGUCAUCUCCCCAAUGCCAUCAGAGGAAAAGGCUGCCUCCCCUCCCAAACCAGCCCUCUCCGAUGCCUCGGCAACUCCAGUUGGAAGAAGGGGCCGUCUGGCCAACCUUGCAGCAACUAUUUGCUCGUGGGAAGAUGAUGUAAAUUACUCAUCUGCAAAGCAACACAGUGCACAAGAACAGCCUGGUACCACUUGUUUAUCCAAAUUUUCCUCUGCAAGUGGAGCAUCUGCUAGGAUCAAUAGCAGCAGUGUUAAGCAGGAAGCUACAUGCUGUUCCCAAAGGGAUGGCGAGGCCUCUUUGAAUAAAGCUCCAUCCUCGAGUGCUGUGGGUGUAUCUCUGAAUAAUGCUGCAAUUUCCAGCUCUGUGAAAGCUGCUUCUUCCCCAGUGAAAUCUUCUACUACAGCCAUUACUGAUGCUAAAAAUUGUAAGGGACAAAAUCCUGAGCUACUUCAGAAAACUCCUGUAAGUCCCCUGAAAACAGAGAUAUCGAAACCAAUUGAAAAGUCAACUGUGUCCCAGUCAUUUCGGCCCAAAGAAGAAUUAAAUAGAGAAACUUGUCGGCAGUCUCAGUCUAAAGACAAAGCAGCAACAUCAGGAGGAGCAGGAAUUAAGCCUUUCCUGGAACGCUUUGGGGAGCGUUGUCAAGAACACAGCAAACAAAGUCCCGCUCGGAGUACACCCCACAGAACCCCCGUUAUCACUCCAAAUACAAGGGCCAUCCAGGAAAGAUUAUUCCAGCAAAAUACAUCUUCAUCUACUACUCAUUUAGCACAACAGCUCAAGCAGGAACGUGAGAAAGAACUAGCAUGUCUUCGUGGCCGAUUUGACAAGGGCAAUUUAUGGAGUGCAGAAAAAGGCGAAACUUCAAGAAGCAAACAACUAGAAACCAAACAGGAAAUUCACUGUCAGAACACCCCCCUCAAAAAACAUCCAGCUGUUUCAAACACCCCAUCGCUUCCAGUAACAGAAAAGGUGACAGAAAAUCAGACACCGGGAAAACCUUCCAACACAGAACCUACAGGCUUCACUGAAUGUGAAAUGACGAAGUCUAGCCCUUUGAAAAUCACAUUGUUUUUAGAAGAGGAUAAGUCUUUAAAAGUAACAUCAGAGCGAAAGGUCGAGCAGCAGACUGAAGUGGUACGUGAAACUGAGAUGAGUGUGGAUGAUGAUGAUGAUAUCAAUAGUUCAAAAGUAAUUAAUGACAUCUUCAGUGAUGUCCUGGUGGAAGGUGAGCUAGAUAUGGAAAAGAGCGAAGAGGAGAUGGACCAUGAAGAACAGGAAGACGCACUGAAUAUCUCCUCCAUGUCUUUACUCGCUCCAUUAGCACAGACAGUUGGUGUGGUAAGUCCAGAGAGUUUGGUUUCCUCACCGAGAUUGGAAUUGAAAGAUAGCAGUGUAAGUGAUGAAAGUCCGAAGCCGGGAAAAUUCCAGAGAACCCGUGUCCCUCGAGCUGAGUCAGGUGAUAGCAUUGGUUCUGAAGAUCGUGAUCUUCUUUAUAGCAUUGAUGCAUACAGAUCUCAAAGAUUCAAAGAAACAGAACGUCCUUCAAUAAAGCAGGUGAUUGUUCGGAAGGAAGAUGUUACUUCCAAGUUAGAUGAGAAAAAGAAUGGCUUUCCUGGUCAAGUUAAUAUCAAACAGAAAAUGCAGGAACUCAAUAAUGAAAUAAAUUUGCAGCAGACAGUCAUCUAUCAAGCUAGCCAGGCCCUUAACUGUUGUGUUGACGAAGAUCAUGGAAAAGGGUCACUAGAAGAAGCUGAAGCAGAGAGACUUCUCCUCAUUGCAACUGAGAAGAGAGCCCUUUUGAUUGAUGAGUUGAAUAAAUUGAAGAAUGAAGGGCCUCAGAAGAAGAAUAAAGCUGGUCCCAUUGCCCCAAGUGAAUUUGUCCCAUCCAAAGGAUCAGUUACUUUGUCAGAAAUCCGCUUGCCUCUAAAAGCAGAUUUCGUCUGUGGUACGGUUCAGAAACCAGAUGCAGCAAAUUACUAUUUCUUAAUUAUACUAAAAGCAGGACCUGAAAAUAUGGUAGCCACACCAUUAGCAUGUACUUCAAAUUCUCUUAAUGGUGAUGCUCUGACAUUCACUACUACAUUUACUCUACAAGAUGUGUCCAAUGACUUUGAAAUAAAUAUUGAAGUUUACAGCUUGGUACAAAAGAAAGAUCUCUCAGGCCCUGAUAAGAAGAAAAAGGCAUAUAAGUCCAAGGCGAUUACUCCAAAACGACUUCUCACAUCUAUAACCACAAAAAGCAGCCUUCAUUCUUCAGUCAUGGCCAGUCCAGGAGGUCUCAAUGCUGUGCGCACCAGCAACUUUGCCUUGGUUGGAUCUUACACGCUGUCAUUGUCUUCAGUAGGAAACACUAAAUUUGCUCUGGACAAGAUAAAUUAUGAUGUAAAAGAGCGAGAACUACUGGGCUAUAUGUUCCAGGAAAAGGUUCCCUUUUUAUCUCCUUUGGAAGGUCAUAUUUAUUUAAAAAUAAAAUGUCAAGUGAAUUCAAGUGUUGAAGAAAGAGGUUUCCUGACCAUAUUUGAAGAUGUUAGUGGUUUUGGUGCCUGGCAUCGAAGAUGGUGUGUUCUUUCUGGAAAUUGUAUCUCUUAUUGGACUUAUCCAGAUGAUGAGAAACGAAAGAAUCCCAUAGGAAGGAUAAAUCUGGCCAAUUGUACAAGCCAUCAAAUAGAACCAGCCAACAGAGAAUUUUGUGCAAGACGCAAUACAUUUGAAUUAAUUACUGUCCGACCACAGAGAGAAGAUGACCGAGAGACUCUUGUCAGCCAAUGCAGGGACACACUCUGUGUCACCAAGAACUGGCUGUCUGCAGAUACCAAGGAAGAGCGGGAUCUCUGGAUGCAAAAACUCAAUCAAAUUCUUGUUGAUAUUCGCCUCUGGCAACCUGAUGCUUGCUACAAACCCAUUGGGAAGCCUUAGACUGAGGGCAGUUUCCAGGCCUUGUAGAGGUUUUUUUGAGCUGUGUCAUAAAUGUAUCUUAAGAGCAUCAGAUUUGCUGAUUGCAUUUUAUGCUUUAAAUACAAAAGGGUAUGUGCCAAUAUUCACUACAUAUAAUGCAGUAUUUGUAUCUUUUGUAUGUAAGAUUUCAACUGGUUUCUGUCAUUCAUAAAUGAUUGGAGGAAAAUUCAUUAUAGUCAGUUUUGCUAAAUCUUAAUUUAAAGGCCUCAUUUUCCUAGAAAUCUAAUUAUUCAGUUAUUCAUGACAAAGUAUUUUUUUAAAUGUAAGGAAUUUUGAGUUGUCUUCUUGGAGCUGUGGGUCUCAAAGUAAAAAGCUCUUCUAGGGGUUGGAAGCAGAAACCUCCGACUUGGUCGUCCUUUCCCUGUCCUCAGUACGUCUUUCUAAAGUUUGUGAUCGUUUAUUGAUCAUGGUAUGUCUUGUUAGUAGAAUACUGAAAAAACUUCCAAGGGACUUCACAGAAACAUUUUUAGUAAUGGAGGUAAGAAUUUUUAAUAACCGGUGCACAUUAGUGUAAAGUUUGAGGCUAUCUUCAGACAAGAGAUGUGGGUAAUGGGAUAUUAUGUGAGAUUUGGGGGUUAGUUUUCUUUAGAAGAGUUAAUAAUCACAUGGUUUACAUUUACCCAGUUUCUACAGAUGCUGUGUGGUGCACAUUUUCAUAGAGUACAGGCUUUUUAAAAUAAUUAUUUUUGCUAUCUAAGACUCCGCUUGGCAUAUCAGUACUUUCUGCUCCUGUAACAAGAAUAAAUGUAAAUUGAGGAGUCUUUGUAUAAAAGUAAACUCUACCAAGCUGCUACGGACUAAUACUUUGCUUGCCAAAGUUCUUGUCUUUUUUUUUCUUGUCCAUGUAUGACAGUGUCUAGGAGUACAUUAUGAAAUCUUUUGAAAAAUUUGUCAUGCAUUACCUUUGAAAGCCUAAUACUUUUUUAUUGCAAAGUAUUAUAAGGCAUGGUCACAACUUUUAAAUACACUUUGAGUUUCUUUUCUGAAUUGUUAAAGUUAUCGAUGAUCUCAUUUAUAAACACUAAAUUCUGUCACUUCCUGUCAUUUAAUUUUGUAUUCAUUCAAAUGUGUUUUUUGUUAUGUUAUUUUAAAAAUAUAUUUUAUGAUCUCUUACCCAAAUAAAUGCUUGCAAAAGACUUAAGGAAUUAUUCACAAAAUGCUA
Neogale vison (American mink) is the source of this 4827-nucleotide messenger RNA. RefSeq names its product anillin actin binding protein (gene ANLN). The transcript is spliced from 25 exons. The coding region runs from base 198 to 3626 and encodes 1142 amino acids. The record is from RefSeq and is a predicted model, not a curated record. Gene Ontology annotation, cellular component: actomyosin contractile ring. Gene Ontology annotation, biological process: septin ring organization; mitotic cytokinesis; actomyosin contractile ring assembly. NCBI's taxonomy places the organism in Eukaryota, Metazoa, Chordata, Mammalia, Carnivora, Mustelidae.